AUGAAUUCAGAACCGUUGAAUCAUUCCUGGCGAUUAGUCGAGACGCGCAUAAUUGAUUUACUAGAGGAUGAUAAAGUAUCAACAUGCGUGAUAUUCUCGAGCAUCCAGCAUUUCCUUGACGAUAUUUCGCUGCGAAAAGAGCUUUGCAAGCACUUUCCAAACAUCCCACGUAUGUUCUGGUCAAGAACGUGUGUUCAACACAACGGCUUCUUCGGCGCAAAGACCUCUACAGACUUUUCCUCUAGGGCAAGCGAUUCCUCCGGAACGACCAUCAUAGACGUGCAAACCUGGUUCCGCAUGAUAGUCGUCAAGACAGUCAAUUCUCCACCUCGAUCUGGGCGGGGUUAUCGAUGGUUCGAGAUGUCCUUUCUCAGCUCAUAUACGAAGAGACGUAAUCUAUUGCUGUGCUUCGAUACGCCCAAGUAUAUAUCCCGCAAUAUGCUCAAUGUGCUGGCCGAAGAAGAGAACAGCGACGCCGCGACUGGUCCCUAUGGCUUGCACCAGCUUUUGCUCGAACAACUUAUGGGAUUUUAUGACGCGGGUGUCUGGAGUAUUGCGAGGACCAUCCGCGACUCCAAUCGCCAUUCAGAGAACGACAAGGGCACCGAACUUUUCCUGAAAUUAGAUGAGAAUGCCCGACAUUCGACUCACUCGAUCGAAGCGACACAAGAAGCAGCUAGGGUCGUCGCAUGUAUAGCUCAACAUUGCGAGACCCUAGCAUUACGCUCAAGCGUGCACCAAGAGCUACUUAUCUCUCGAUGUGAGAUCUUUAAAUUCCAUCAUACGUUGAUGCAAGGAUUUCUUGCCAGAGCGUUUGCUAAUGACAGACGCGUUGGUCACUCGAAAGACUUGACCUUAAAUGUGUCAUCCGGACUCGAUCGCAGAUUCAACCAGAUGAUUGCAGCAUUGGCUAGAGAAGAUAGUGCAUCUAUGAAGGCCAUUGCAUACGUAACCAUGACCUUUUUACCAGCAACAUUUGUCUCUGCGCUGCUAGGCAUGAACUUCUUCAACUUCAGUCCGGAUGAACAUCAGGGCCACAUUACAUACUCUCACGACCUCUGGAUUUAUUUCGUUAUAUCGAUCGUUUUCACGCUGAUUAUGUUUGUGCUGUACUGGAUAUGGCAACAAUUCAGGAAGAAGGCGAGAGCAAGAUCGAAUGUCGAGGAUGAAGAUGCUGCAGAGAACGCUUACUCGACCGUGGAAAAGGAACACAUGGAGAAAACUCGUCCGCGAGGAUCGUACUUUAAGGGAUCUAUGAUGAUCUCGACCUGA
Messenger RNA from Aureobasidium melanogenum CBS 110374, 1272 nucleotides. RefSeq lists its product as uncharacterized. The coding region runs from base 1 to 1272 and encodes 423 amino acids. Lineage: Eukaryota; Fungi; Ascomycota; Dothideomycetes; Dothideales; Saccotheciaceae. The transcript is spliced from 6 exons. The record is from RefSeq and is a predicted model, not a curated record. Gene Ontology annotation, molecular function: metal ion transmembrane transporter activity. Gene Ontology annotation, biological process: transmembrane transport; metal ion transport. Gene Ontology annotation, cellular component: membrane.